This is a messenger RNA of Oryza brachyantha (malo sina), 1917 nucleotides long. RefSeq names its product beta-1,2-xylosyltransferease XAX1-like. The record is from RefSeq and is a predicted model, not a curated record. The coding region runs from base 14 to 1756 and encodes 580 amino acids. NCBI's taxonomy places the organism in Eukaryota, Viridiplantae, Streptophyta, Magnoliopsida, Poales, Poaceae. The transcript is spliced from 4 exons. Gene Ontology annotation, molecular function: glycosyltransferase activity.
GGGAGGCGCGGCCAUGGCCUCCUUCAUGGUGCAGCACGGCGCGGGCAGAGCCAUCGCCAUGAAGGCUGCGGCGACGGCGAGGGAGAGGAAGCCGAGGCACAGCAACGGGACGGCGGCGGCGACGGCGGCCAAGAACACGAGCAAGCCCGAGCCCGGCAGGCAGCUCGCCGUCGUCAGGCUGUUCCCGGCGUGCCUCCUCGCCCUGCUGGUCUGCGUCUGCCUCGCCAAGUUCUUCUCUGCGCUGCCGUCUCAAGCCCUGUGGAUUGGAGCAGGGAGCAGGGUGGUGAGUUCUUGGGAGGGCAGUGCUGCUAGUACGAAUGUACCUCGAAGACCUGCUGCUCCUCUGAUUAUGGCCACAGUUUCUGAAGAUAUUUCGACAAGAUCGCCGGAAUUAGGUUCUGAGCUUAGAAGUGAAAGUUUUAAAAACGAGACAGAUUCAGAGAAUAAAUCAACUCCAGAGAGAAAGGUUGCAAUCUCUGCAGGGUAUGAUCCCCCUCCUGAACAGGAAGACUCUUUUAGGAAAUCACCACAGAUAGCAGUUUCAGAGAUUGAAGCUCCAAAACCUAGAAGUAAGAUGAGCUGUGAUGAUAAGAGUAAAGAUGAUGGCUUCCCUUAUGCAAGGCCAGUCGUCUGCCACAUGUCCGGUGACAUUAGAGUUGCUCCGGCUACCUCCUCGGUUACUCUGACCAUGCCAUCGCAGCAACGCGAGGCUGCGCCGCCGCCGCCGCGGCGCAUCAGGCCAUACGCACGCCAGGAUGAGUUCCUGCUGCCUCUUGUAAGAGAAGUGGCGAUCACAUCAGCUGCAAGCGAAGGCGAUGCUCCCAGAUGCAAUGUCAGCCAUGGUGUCCCUGCAGUCAUCUUCUCCAUCGGCGGCUACACCGGCAACUUCUUCCAUGACAUGGCUGACGUGCUGGUCCCUCUCUACCUCACCACCUUCCAUUUCAAAGGGAAGGUGCAGCUGUUCGUUGCAAACUACAAGCAGUGGUGGAUUCAGAAGUACAAGCCGGUGCUCCGGCGGCUGUCGCGUCGAGACAUCGUCGAUUUCGACUCCGACGGCAAUGUCCAUUGCUUCGAUCACGUGAUCGUUGGGCUGGUGAGAGACAGGGACCUGAUCCUUGGCCGGGAUCCGACGAGGAACCCCAAGGGAUACACCAUGGUCGACUUCACGAGAUUCUUGCGCCACUCGUACGGCCUGAGGAGGCACAGGCCGUCGGUGCUCGGCGAGACGAGCGGCAAGAAGCCGAGGAUGCUGAUCAUAUCGAGGCGACGGACGAGGAAGCUGCUGAACGCUCGUCAGGUGGCGGCGAUGGCGAGGGAGCUCGGGUUCGACGUGGUGGUGUCCGAGGCCGGCGGCGGCGGAGGCGGAGGCGUGAAGAGGUUCGCGGCGGCGGUGAACGCGUGCGACGUGCUGGUGGGCGUCCACGGCGCCGGGCUGGCGAACCAGGCGUUCCUCCCGACGGGCGGCGUGGUGGUGCAGGUCGUGCCGUGGGGGAGGAUGGAGUGGAUGGCGACCAACUUCUACGGCGCGCCGGCGGGUGGCAUGGGGCUGAGGUACGUGGAGUACCACGUCGCGGCGGAGGAGAGCAGCCUGGCGGCGAGGUACCCGAGGGAGCACGCCGUGUUCAGCGACCCCAUGGCCAUCCACGCCCAGGGCUGGGAGGCGCUCGCCGACGUCGUCAUGACGCAGGAUGUCAAGCUCAACCUCCGCAGGUUCAGGCCCACGCUUCUGCGUGUCCUCGACCUUCUCCAGGACUGACCAUUUCUUUUCAUUCUUCUUUUUCUUUCUCUUUCUCUCUCUUUUUUUUUUUGGUUUGUAUAUAUACAUAUAUAGUUCAUUCUUUGGCUCUUUGCUGAUUAAUUCUUUUUUUUCUUGACAUAACUUUUGUUCUUAUGUAUACUGGAAUGCGUACACUUAAA